Messenger RNA from Paramormyrops kingsleyae, 10384 nucleotides. The record is from RefSeq and is a predicted model, not a curated record. NCBI's taxonomy places the organism in Eukaryota, Metazoa, Chordata, Actinopteri, Osteoglossiformes, Mormyridae.
CCGUCGGGGGCGGAAUUAGAUCCAAACAGGCAGUUUGCAACUAUGUCUCCGCCCUCUAAGUGCGCUACAUCUUCCUGGUCGCUGUCUUGUUGGUGAUUUUUUUUUGUUUGUAAUAUGUAGCCAUUUAACUGUAACUCACAUACAAUCUGUAUCUUACCGCUACUCGUAGCAAACCGUAGCCCGGUUUCUAAUGGACACCACGGUCCGCCUUAUACGUAUGCAGCAAAAGGCUGUUGCGUGAUGUGGGGCUGGGAGACUUUAGGGAUCCGCUUUCUGUUUUUCCGAUGGUCGCUGUGUGUGUGCCGGCUCUAGACGUACAUUUAGGGACAUUGCGCCGUGGCACCAUGGAUUCGUGCUGCAUUAACACCGGACCUUGCAAUCACCGUAAUGAGUAAAAUCCUCAUCUGAGCGGAAUUGGGGGCAGGAAUAAAAACGGACGUAAGCGGACGAAAACAAAAACAAAAAUGGGAUUCCUCCACCAGCUCCAUCUCCUGCUGUGGAAGAAUGUGUCCCUGAAGCGAAGAGGGCCGUGGGUGUUGGCCUUCGAGAUCUUCAUACCCCUGGUCCUCUUCUUCAUUCUGUUGGGCCUGAGGCAGAAGAAGCCAGCCAUCCCUGUGAAGGAAGUCUCAUUCUAUAGUGCUGCCCCACUGACCUCAGCUGGGAUCAUCCCCAUCAUGCAGUCACUGUGUCCUGAUGGCCAGCGGGACGAGUUCGGCUUUCUGCAGUACAAGAACUCCACGGUGACACAGUUGCUAGAGCGGAUCAGUGAGGUGGUGGAGCAGAACCACCUGUUUGCAGCCGACCGGCCCGGUCUGGGGGAGGAGCUGGAGUCGCUGCAGCACCACCUGGAGGGUCUGAGCACAGAGCCAGGGCCCCUGGAGACCCACUUCAACAGCAGCCAUGGAUUCACCCUGGGUAGCGUGCUGAGGAACCAGUCUGCGUUCCAGCAGUUCCUGGUGGGAAACCUGUCCCUGCCCAACGACACAGCCGGCCUGCUGCUCACCUCCCACGUCAAUCUCAAGGAGGUCUAUAACCUCCUGUUCGGCUCGUACCCUGGGCCAGGACCCCAUAGCGGGGGCUGGCUGCAGGGGGUGGGUGCUGGUCCGGGGGAGAAAGUGCUCCAACUGGAGGAGCAGCUGAUUGAAGGCUGGAGAAGCCUGGAGGGGGGGCUGAUUCACAAGGCCCUGCAGGAGCCCAGUAAAGCGGCCCAUCGGCAGGCCCUGCUCAGGCUGAUGUCCCAGGCACUGGGCCUCGGUGGAGGGACAGAGGGCAAGAGCUAUGACCUCCAGGACCUCCAGGAGAUGGAGGGCGUUCUUCUCACUGCCACCAUGCUGGAAGUGCUGACCUGCGGGAGGGGUGGGAGCAGCGAGUUGACCAAGAUCCUAUUGGUCCCUGAGGAGCGACAGGCAGCUCUGCAGGCAUAUCGCAGCGCAGUGUGCAGUGGAGGGGAGGGCCUGCGGGCGCGUCGCUUCAGCCAGAUCAGCCAGGAGCUGAGGGAGCAGAUCGACACUCGGGCGGUCAUGGAGAAGUUGCGCCUGGAACAGGUGAACACGUCCGGGGUGCCCUCCCACCUGGGCGCACUGCUGAAGGACCUGGCUGAUGUGGAGCGGCUGCUGCGGGAUGUGGACCUGCUGUCAGGCCUGGCUCGUCUGCUGCCCAAAGGGGCCUGCGCCGGCCACCAGGCCCCGCUGCCAGCCAACACCACCACCUGGAGCCCCAAUGCGACCUCCUGGGGCCCGAAUGCCACCGACGUACCCAACGAGGAUGCCAGCGGGCCUGCAGGUGGCGACACGGAGGGGGAGAACCCACGCUCUCAGUUCUCUGCAUUUGUACAGCUGUGGGCGGGACUACAGCCCAUAUUGUGUGGGAAUAACAGAAUUAUCAAACCUGAAGCUUUGAAACGGGGUAACAUGAGCUCGCUGGGCUUCACCAGCAAGGAGCAGCGGAACCUAGGCCUUCUGGUGCACCUGAUGACUACAAAUCCCAAGAUCCUCUACUCCCCGAUUGGCUCACAGGUUGACAAGGUCAUCCAGAAGGCCAACGAGACGUUUGCUUUCGUGGGCAAUGUGACACACUAUGCCCGUGUGUGGCUCAACAUCUCAGCAGAUCUACGCACCUUUCUGCAGGAGGGGAAGCUGCACAACCACAUGGCCUGGCUGCAGCAGUUCAUCACCGACCUGCGGCGACACCCUGAGCUGCUCAACGCCACUGACAAUGAGUUUGUGACGCGUCUUCUGGAGGGCAACUUCACCCUUCCCAACAGCAGCAGCCUGCUGGAGCAGCUGGACACCAUCGACAACGCCGCCUGCGGCUGGACGCGCUUCAUGUCUAAGGUUAGUGUGGACAUCUUCAAAGGCUUCCCAGAUGAGGAGAGCAUUGUGAACUAUACACUGAACCAAGCCUACCAGGACAACGUGUCUGUUUUCGCCAGCGUGAUAUUUCAGACAAACAAGGACGGCACCUUGCCCCCCCAUGUGCUCUACAAGGUCCGGCAGAACUCCAGCCUCACCGAAAAGACCAAUGAGAUCCGCCGGGCCUACUGGCGGCCUGGACCCAACACUGGGGGGAAGUUCUACUUCCUGUACGGCUUCGUGUGGAUUCAGGACAUGAUUGAACGAGCCAUCAUCAACACCUUUGUGGGCCACGACGUGGUGGAACCGGGGAACUAUGUGCAGAUGUUCCCGUAUCCCUGCUACACGCGGGACGACUUCCUGUUUGUGAUAGAGCACAUGAUGCCGCUCUGCAUGGUCAUCUCUUGGGUCUACUCAGUGGCCAUGAUGAUCCAGCACAUUGUGGCGGAGAAGGAGCACCGACUCAAAGAGGUGAUGAAGAUGAUGGGGCUGAACAACGCUGUGCACUGGGUGGCCUGGUUCAUCACCGGCUUUGUGCAGCUCUCCAUCUCCGUGACGGCACUGACCGCCAUCCUCAAGUACGGCAGGGUGCUCAUGCACAGCGACCCCUUCAUCAUCUGGCUCUUCCUCACUGUCUAUGCCGUUGCCACCAUCAUGUUCUGCUUCCUGGUGUCUGUGAUUUACUCCAAGGCCAAGUUGGCCUCUGCUUGUGGGGGCAUCAUCUACUUCCUGAGCUACGUGCCCUACAUGUACGUGGCCAUACGGGAGGAGGUGGCCCAUGACCGGAUCACCGCCUUCGAGAAGUGCAUCGCGUCUCUGAUGUCGACCACCGCCUUUGGCCUGGGCUCCAAGUACUUCGCCCUCUAUGAGGUGGCUGGGGUGGGAAUCCAGUGGCGCACUAUCAACCAGUCGCCAGUAGAGGGUGAUGACUUCAACCUGCUGCUCUCCAUGGUGAUGCUGAUCAUUGACGCCACAGUGUACGGAGUGCUCACUUGGUACAUCGAGGCUGUGCAUCCAGGAAUGUUUGGGCUGCCCCGGCCCUGGUAUUUCCCACUCCAGAAAUCCUAUUGGCUGGGCAGUGGCCGUGUCGAGACAUGGGAGUGGCCCUGGGGGACCGGAACCAGGCUCAGCGUGAUGGAGGAGGACCAAGCCUGUGCUAUGGAGCACCGGCGGAGUGAAGAGACGCGGGGCAUCGAGGAGGAGCCCAGCCACCUCCCCCUGGUGGUGUGCAUCGACAAGCUGACCAAGGUCUACAAGACGGGCAGCAAGCUGGCUCUCAACAAGCUAAGCCUGAACCUCCACGAGAAUCAGGUGGUCUCCUUCCUGGGCCACAAUGGCGCCGGCAAGACCACCACCAUGUCCAUCCUGACGGGGCUCUUCCCCCCCACAUCAGGCUCUGCCACCAUCUACGGCCACGACAUCCGCACAGAGAUGGAACGCAUCCGGCAGAACCUGGGCAUGUGCCCGCAGCACAACGUGCUCUUCGACAAGCUCACCGUAGAGGAACACCUGUGGUUCUACUCGCGCCUCAAGGGCAUGGCCGAGGAGGACAUCCGCAAGGAGAUGGACAAGAUGAUCGAGGACCUGGAGCUGUCCAACAAGCGGCACAGCCUGGUGCAGACGCUCUCGGGUGGCAUGAAGAGGAAGCUGUCAGUGGCAAUUGCCUUCGUGGGUGGCUCUCGCGCGGUCAUCCUGGACGAGCCCACAGCUGGCGUGGACCCGUACGCACGCCGCGCCAUCUGGGACCUCAUCCUCAAGUACAAGCAGGGCCGCACCAUCCUGCUCUCCACCCACCACAUGGACGAGGCCGAUCUGCUGGGCGACCGCAUCGCCAUCAUCUCCCACGGGAAGCUCAAGUGCUGCGGCUCUCCACUCUUCCUCAAGAGCACCUACGGCGACGGCUACAAGCUCACUUUAGUAAAGAAGCAGAGUGACUCGCCUUCCACUGAAGACCCCAGCAGCCAGCCUGCUGCCCAGCCCUGCUCCCUGUCGCCAUCCUCUGCACCGCCUUCCUCUCUGUCUCCGUGCUCUGAGGCCCGGGUCACCCACUUCAUCCGCCAGUUCGUGGCCUCCUGCCUGUUGGUGUCCGACUCAAACACAGAGCUGUCCUAUGUGUUGCCCUCGGAGGCCAUCAAGAAGGGGUGCUUCGAAAGGCUCUUUCAGGCUCUGGAGGAGAAUCUGGACAGCCUGGCUCUAACCAGCUUUGGGGUGAUGGACACCACGCUGGAAGAAGUGUUCCUCAAGGUGUCUGAGGAGGACCAGUCGCUGGAGAACAGCGAUGCCGAUCUGAAGGACUCCCCCGGAAGCUCUGCGGGAAAGAACUCCUGUUUGCCCGGGCCGCAGUGUGAGGUGCAGCCAGCAGGGGGCACCGUUCGGCCCGAGGUGGAGCUCAGCAACCUGGUGAUGUGCUCCCAGCUGAGCCAGAGCCUGAGCUCGCUGCGCUCGGCCUCCUCGCUGGGCUCCGUGCGGGGCGACGAGGGCGGCCUCUACUCAGAGUUCUACGGGGAUUACUGCCCUCUCUUCAAUAACAGCCAGGACCCCGACAGCGCCAGCACUCAGGAUGUGCCGCCCCCCCUGGCAGAUGUGCCGCUUCUGCUGGAGGGGCAGGGCAGCUUCAAGCUGGAGGGCUGGUGGCUGCGUCUGCGGCAGUUCCACGGCCUCAUCGUCAAGCGCUUCCACUGCGCCAAGCGGAACACCAAGGGGCUCUUCUCACAGAUCAUGCUGCCUGCCUUCUUCGUCUGCGUGGCCAUGACCGUCGCCCUGUCCGUGCCCGAGAUAGGUGACCUGCCCCCCCUCAUUCUAUCUCCCUCCCAGUACCACAACUACACCCAGCCGAGGGGUAACUUUAUUCCCUAUGCCAACGAGGACCGCGCCCAGUACAGGAGCAAGCUCUCCGCAGACGCCAACCCACAGAAGAUCAUCAACACACUGCGCUUGCCCUCGGGUGUGGGGGCUACUUGCGUGCUCAAGACCCCCUUCAACAGCACGCUGGACCAACUGGCACAGACCCUCAACCCCAGCGCCAACAACGCCAAAACGCUGGCAGCACGCUACUUUGACUCAAUGUGCCUGGACUCCUUCACUCAGGGCGUGCCCCUGUCCAACUUCGUGCCCCCUCCCCCAUCCCCAGCGCCCUCCGAUGACCCCGAGCCAGGCUACGAGGAUGGGACCUGGAACUACACUGCCGCCCCCCCCACCACCGUUCACGAGACGGUGACGUCGGCACCGUCCCUGCCGCAGAGUAUCCACGAGCCAGUGCGCUGCAUCUGCUCCAUGCAGGGCACGGGCUUCUCGUGCCCCAGCGGUGUCGGGGGCAGGCCGCCACUCACCAAGGUGGUCACGGGGGACAUCUUGGUGGACAUAACCGGCCGCAACGUGUCUGAGUACCUGCUGUACACGUCAGACCGCCUCCGUCUGCACAGGUAUGGGGGGAUCACAGUGGGGAAUAUCCAGAAGUCCAUCCCAGCUUCCUUUGGGAAGAAUAUCCCACCCAUGGUGCGCAAAAUCGCAGUGCGGCGUUCGGCCCAGGUGCUGUACAACAACAAGGGAUAUCACAGCAUGCCCACCUAUCUCAACGUGCUGAACAACGCCAUCCUGCGGGCCAACCUACCCCCGAGCAAGGGAAACCCUGCAGCUUACGGCAUAACAGUGACCAACCACCCCAUGAACCGGACGAGCGCCAGUCUCUCCCUGGACUACCUACUGCAGGGCACCGAUGUGGUCAUCGCCAUCUUCAUCAUCGUGGCCAUGUCCUUUGUGCCAGCCAGCUUCGUCGUCUUCCUUGUUGCCGAGAAGUCCACUAAGGCUAAGCACCUGCAGUUUGUCAGCGGCUGCGACCCGGUCAUUUACUGGCUGGCUAACUACAUCUGGGACAUGCUGAACUACCUGGUCCCUGCCACCUGCUGCGUCCUCAUUCUCUUCGUGUUCGACCUUCCUGCGUACACCUCCCCCACCAACUUCCCAGCUGUCCUGUCACUCUUCCUACUGUACGGUUGGUCCAUCACUCCGAUCAUGUACCCAGCGUCCUUCUGGUUUGAGGUGCCCAGCACAGCCUACGUCUUCCUCAUCGUCAUCAACCUCUUUAUCGGCAUCACAGCCACGGUGGCCACCUUCCUGCUGCAGCUGUUCGAGCAUGACAAGGACCUGAAGGUGGUGAACAGCUACCUAAAGUCCUGUUUCCUCAUCUUCCCCAACUACAACCUGGGUCAUGGACUGAUGGAGAUGGCCUACAAUGAAUACAUCAAUGAGUACUACGCCAAGAUAGGUCAGUUUGAUAAGAUGAAGUCACCAUUCGAGUGGGACAUCGUGGCCAGGGGGCUGGUGGCCAUGACCAUCGAAGGCUUUGUGGGGUUCUUCAUCACCAUCAUGUGCCAAUACAACUUCUUCAGGAAACCCCAGAGGAUCCCUGUGAACAGCCAACCAGCGGAGGAUGACGAUGUCGAUGUGGCGUGCGAGAGGCGGAGGGUGCUGAGAGGGGAUGCUGAUAACGACAUGCUGAAGAUAGAGAACCUCACUAAGGUGUACAAGUCCAGGAGGAUGGGCCGUAUUCUGGCGGUGGACCAACUCUGCCUGGGGGUCCGUCCAGGAGAGUGCUUUGGCCUGCUAGGGGUGAAUGGUGCCGGGAAGACCACCACCUUCAAGAUGCUGACAGGAGAUGAGAGCACCACGGGAGGAGAGGCCUUCAUCGGAGGUCACAGCAUCUUGCGGGAUCUGCUGAAGGUCCAGCAGAGCAUUGGUUACUGUCCCCAGUUUGAUGCUCUCUUCGAGGACCUCACCGCCAGAGAGCACCUCGAGCUCUACACUCGCCUCAGGGGCAUUCCCUGGAAGGAUGAGGAGAGGGUGGUCCAGUGGGCCUUAGAGAAGCUGGACCUGUCCAAGUAUGCAGACAAGCCAGCAGGCACCUACAGUGCAGGCAACAAGCGCAAGCUGUCCACUGCCAUCGCCCUCAUCGGCUUCCCCUCCCUCAUAUUCCUGGACGAGCCCACCACAGGCAUGGACCCCAAGGCACGCCGCUUCUUGUGGAACCUCAUCCUGGACAUCAUCAAGACAGGCCGCUCAGUGGUGCUGACCUCUCACAGCAUGGAGGAGUGCGAGGCUCUGUGCACCAGGCUGGGCAUCAUGGUCAACGGCAGGUUCAAGUGCUUGGGCAGCAUCCAGCAUCUUAAAAACAGGUUUGGGGACGGCUACAUGAUAACAGUGCGCACGCGGUCCACCGUCAGCGUCAAGGAAGUGGUGAGGUUCUUCAACAGGAACUUUCCAGAAGCUAUAUUAAAGGAGCGACACCACACAAAAGUGCAGUACCAGCUGAAGUCCGACAACAUCUCCCUAGCCCAGGUGUUCAGUAAGAUGGAGCAGGUGGUGGAAGUGCUUGGUAUGGAGGACUACUCCGUUAGCCAGACCACUCUGGACAAUGUGUUCGUGAACUUUGCCAAGAAACAGAGUGACAACCUGGAGCAGCAAGAGAGCACGCCCUCUGGUGGCGGCAGCCAGUCGCCUCUGCAGCGCAUACUCAGUCUGAUCCGACCCCGGCCCGCCAACACGGAGCUGAACGCGCUGGUCAGCGAGGAGCCCGAAGAGCUGGAGAGCGAUGAUGACGAGGGUCUGAUCAGCUUUGAGGAAGAGAGGGUACAGCUUUCAUUUAACACAGAUACGCUCUGUUGAACUUCAGAGACUGGCCGACCGGACAGAAGUGGAGUCCGACACCUUUAAAAAACGCUUUUGACUCCCGAUCGUAAUGAGAAUGCGGAAGAGCAAACCUAAAUUAAAGCAAGCCCAGAACGACAGCUCUUUUCUUUAAUUUGCCUGGAGAGCAGCCAGGCUGGGGGCGUGCCGUCUCCUCCACGUGCGGAGAAACGAGGAGACGCGGCGGGAACCGGGAAGUGAGAGCCCCGGAGAGAAGGGAAGGAGACAUGGAUGCUGGGUGUGCCGUCUGCCUGCCACCCCCUCCUGCCCCCUCGCCCUCGGCCGGGACCGCGGCGGCUGCAGCUUCGGGGGGCCGGAGAACCGCGGCUGAUUUGCAGCUCACCUACAGCUUUUAGCGAGAAUGUCAGUUUGUGCUUUAACAGGAAUGUUUCCCUGCGACGUGUCUCGGUAUCAGCUUGUGAGACAAGCACUUGUAGUCGAAGCUGGAGUGAACCAAAAAAACAGCGUUAAGGGACUGUGUUCAGGGCCCAGUUAUUGCUCGCGUCGCGUUCUGGCUGCGCGGUUGCAAAUGCAGCCCAGUAACAUAUCAAUCUCCUUACGGGUCCAGCCCGCUCGCCCCAGCAUAUCCUCUUAUGAAUGUAAUUUUAGGGCUAGUCUUAUUUCUCUUCCCAGCCAAAGUCAACACCAGUAUAUAGACAUAUUCUUUCUCCCCCUUGUACACGGACCCCUCCUGCAUUUUAAGGUUUAACAUCCUUUUGACUGUGUUUGCCUUUUCAGCAUGCUGUAGGGUUUAUGAGACUCAGAGAGUCAUGUCAAAUGGUGUAUUGUCAUGUGUACUUCUUCUAUGGAGAGAAAACAGUGAUUUGUUUUACAUGAUGAGAUGUCAGAUUUCUGUGGUUUUUAAUUUAAUAACCGAUUGACGAUAAUUAGCAAUGUGCGUCUUGUACUGAGACUCUUCUGGACGCAUGUUGCGCCUGAUCACAGGGGUGACUUCCGGCUCCUGCCUUUCUCUUUAUUUUGCUCGUGUGUAGUGUGCAGGAAAUCAGCUGUACGGUUCCCCCUGUAGGAAGCUCAUGUGAGAUGUGUCACUGCAGGGGGGUCAUGGUGCGCAGCCGGCAGAGCGCCCCCGGCUGGUGAGUUUGGCAGGACAGCAGAGUAGGAGGCAGGAGGAUUUUCAUCCUUGUGCUAACGCCACAAAGAGAGAUUUCUUACUUGCUAAUACUACCUUCAAAACUAUCUUCACAAUACAGCAGAAACAUAUUUGGUAGUUUCACAAUUAAACUCACUGACCAAUACAAAUGUCCUGAGUAUGGCAGUCCCUUAUACAUGUGAAAUGAUCAGUCUGGAAGUAGGAUGGACCAUCUCACAGCCAGUGAGACGCGAUGGGCUCCCGCUAAGCUUCACCUUAGGGAUGCAACUUGAUUUGGGGUCAUUUCCGAACACUUUAGGACCAAUUAAAGGUCAUUUUGUUUAUAUCAUUUGUAAAAUAAUUACAAUAUGAUAUAGUAUUUUUUUUCUUCAAGAGAACAAAAUAGAAUAGAGGGCAUGGAAAGGAAAAAAAUUAGGCAUUUUUUUUGUUUUUAAUAUACGACCCAAUGUUAAUAACCAAAGGCAAAGUCAGUGAUGACUGAUAAUCCUACACUGAGGGAUGAUUGAGACACUAACUUUUUUUCCUCCUUUAAUAAGAUCAGAUGUGUCUGUGAAAGCAGAGAUUUUCCUUUUGUAAUUUUGUGCAGUUGUUUAGUUGUUGUCUUUCUUGGCCUGAACUUAAUACCUCUUUCUGUGUCCUAUUACUGCGGUUUAAUUCAUGAUGAUUUUGCUCACUUUCCAUCUGGCCUCAGUGGACCAGCACCUCUUCGUCGGCGAUUGACCUUUAACCUUUUGAACGUCCGGUCACCCCGUCCUUUGAUCCCCUCACACCCUACCUUGGAGUGCUAAUUCCAAAGGCCUUUGCUCUCAAACGCUGUAGGGCGCUUUGAUCAAGUUACACAAACUUUAAAAGAAAAAGAACUUUCAUAAAUAUUUGCUUCACAGCAGACUGUUUUGUCAUGAUCCGUGCAUCAGAUAAAUGUUUUUAAAGAACAGAGACUUCAAAUGAAGGCAGCAGGUUGCUUGGGUGCGAUCAUGUGUGAUUAGGGGGAGUGUAACUCGCAUAUCAGCCAAACGCUCCAGUUAAUUUUGUGAAUAUGUAGUUUUCCUCUGGAGCGGAAGGCUCUAGAAUGUAUCCUAUGUAUGUACAUGAAUAUAAAUAUAUAUAUAUUUAUAUUUAUAUUUUACAAACAUGUAUGUCUGUUUAGAUCUUUUUUGCUGUAAACGACUGUUGUUUGGAUGUAACAUUUUGACUUGAAUUUGCCAGCUUGUUUCUGAUUAAAUCAUUUGUGGUUGCCAUG